AUGAGGCGGCUGGCUCGCGGCUGUGGUGAAGGCGAACGACGAAGGUGUGCCGAGUUUGGUCGUCGAGCAAGGCAGAAGGGUAAGAAGGGAAAACAAACUGAAGGUCAAACCCAUUCCAAUGAAGCACCAUUUGGUAAUCCACAACCUCAAUUUAGGGAGAAACUAAAGGUCACCAAAGGAAAAAGAAGUGGGAAUCAAACUCAUACAAAUGCAAAUCCUACAGUCCUACCUCCCAAUCCAGAUGAUGUGAUGUUUAGUCAAAUUUCUGAUGAAGAUUUGGUUGCAGCCAUUGAAAGCCAGACUGAUAGCACAAUGUAUCAGCACAUGCAGCCCCAUAAGCCAGGCCCAACUCCAUUUCAACAGUUGAAGAUGUCCUCAGUUUCAGCCCCAAACCCCCUUCAAACAAGGAUCAACAUAGAGCACCCCCACCAAUAAUAGGUGGAUAUACACUGCCAGUAUUCAGUUCACAACCAACCAACUCAAAGUCCAUUGUUAUUGAUGGUGGCCAAAAGUUCAUGGACCUUUCUCAAAAUUCAGUUUGUGUGCAGAAAAGAAAGAAAAAGAAGCAGUGACAACAUGGUCUGAUGUGUUUGUUGUGUUUGAUGUUUUAGAAGUGCUUUUGGUCUGAUUAGGUUGUGUUGUAAGUGCUUUUGGGUUGUAAGUGUUGGAAGUGUUUGCUGUACUGUGGA
Messenger RNA from Striga asiatica, 689 nucleotides. The record is from the annotation of a GenBank genome assembly. Lineage: Eukaryota; Viridiplantae; Streptophyta; Magnoliopsida; Lamiales; Orobanchaceae.